UUCACAUAGAUUUAUCAAUCUCUGCAUUUUAUUUUCUAAAUUCCCUGUAUACAAAAACCAUUUAUGUGUCCAAUAUAAAUUCUAAAAUCCUCAUUGUUUUAUUACUUUUUCAUAAAAAACAAAUCUAAUAUUCUUCUUCGUAUCGGUAUAGAAAUAUUACUUUUAUCACGAACUCGUCCACUGAUAUUGAUCGUGAAGCCGGCCCUAUUAUGUUAUCGAGGCUAAAGUAUGGUGGAUGCGUCGAGAACUUUUAGGUGGACGCUAAUUCUUUUUAUAUUGCUUACCUGUUUACACCGUGUUGUUCUAGGACGGCUUUUUUACGGUACUCUAGAGAGAGCCAGAAUCAGUGAUUAAUUUGAUGUCAUAUUGAACACAUCGGGAUAGUAAAAAAAACCAAGAGGUGCGUAUUCAAGUAAAUUAGUGUGAUGAGAAUUAACCGUAUAAGUAUUGGUGAAUAGUUUAGUGACAAGUGUUCGUGGAUAGUUUAGUGUUGGUGUGUAAAUUAAUUACAUAAGUAAAAUAGACCCUGUCUAGAAAUUCAUCCCACCGUUAAAAAUUGUUCAAAUAAAUAAGAAGUAUAUUACAUUGGUGUCAGGUAUGGGUUUAUAUAAAUAAAUAGUAACGUAAAAAUGGCCAAGAAACUAGGUAAACUGAAAGUGACGGAACGAAAACAUCUGAUAAGAAGAAUAAAUUAGUAGAAAAGCUCAAGUGGCAAUAGUAUGUGACAGCUUUGAUCUAGAGACUUUUCUCUCCAAGGACGAGGCUUCGGACUAUGUGGGAUGAUAUUUUGAUCAAGAAGGAAGGUAUUUCGACUACGAAGAACAAAUUUCUGCUAAUAUCGAUAAGAGGAUUUCGAGUGUACAAGAAUGUAUUGACAUUGCCACUGAAGUAAAAAGUAAAAUAUAAUAUCCAGAAUCGGAUGUCGAGAAUGAAAUAGAAAGAGUUAUCGAGAAUAAUAUGACAACGAUGGACGAGAAAACCAAGGAGUCAGAGAAAAAGAUUGCAGAUUUAAGAGCACAAAACACUGCAGCAGAAGAAAAGAUGAUUAAACAUAUAAUAUCUUACAAUCUACCAAAGAUAUUGGCAGUUUUGUCCGAGUCAAGGCCGCAAGGUUUGACGGUAAGACGUUAUAGAUAAAUUGAUUAAUUGGUUCGAUAAAGAAAAACCAGUGAACGUAACUAUCACAUUACAAGGAAACACCUUAAUGUAUUCCAGACGAUACUUCUUGAAAAAAACUGAUGACUUCGAGUAGCUGAAGAAGAGAUUAACUUGCGAUAUGGACACGAAUAGUUAGAGCAUUUGUAUUAAUUUCAACUGAAGAACCGAAGGCAGAAACCGUUCCAGGUAUGAAGUAGACAUUCCCUAUCUAUCAGUACCAGAGAACAUGAUGGAAUGUUUCAACGCCCAGGUAUUUAUUGAUGGCCCAUGUUACCACGAUAUCCAGUGGAGACCUCGUUUAGCCCAUCCGAAAACUUUAAUAGAUGCCUUGACAGUUGCUCUUGAAUAUGAUGCAGCCACGAAGGGCUCGGGAUUUAACAGGGAUGCAAUUAUACAAGAAAAAGGUGACGAGUGAACUGGACUUUAAUAAAAGGUAAGGUUCACAAGAAGCUAAAGAAGAUCAGACGUCUGAAUUAUGGUAGGCUAGGGCAUUUAUGUUAUUGUUGUGAGCCUCCUAGGUCCGCAAACCGUAAGCUCCAGUCAAAAAGAAAAAUAGAACUGGUAGACUACAAGGUGGUAGCACAGACAAAGGAUCAUAACUUUGCCUCUUACUACUGUAGUCACCUUCUCUAAACGGCCGUAUCCAGUAGACUAUUCCCAUUGCAACAUGGCGGAAAAUGAGGAAGUUAUAGUUUCAAGAACUAUAGUAGUCAACAAAGGAUGGUCAACCAUUAGGAUCAGAGAAGAUCGGGAGAAUGAUCGUUUGCUAAUUCGGUAAUGGACGAAAGAAAAUUUAAAAACUGGGUUAUACUAUUGCAUGUGCAUCCUUCCUGAACUUUUCUUUCUAUCAAUAACAAGUUUGAAAACGAAUACGUCAUUGAUGAACUAGACAUACUUUCGAGAUUUUUUAUAUUUUAUUCUACUUAAGGUGACCUUUGAAAGCCUAAUUCAUUUUCAUUCAUCCAUCAAGUACAGUGUGGUAAGAUUACAGAAGAAAAUAAUUUUGCAAUUCUGAUUGUGGAAUCAAGUAUGAAUGAAAAAAUGGUGUAUAGACCGAUUUUGAUUAAUAUUUUUCAAAACAAUGUAUACUGCAAGUGUUUCAUUUUAAUAUGGAUAAGAUAUUAUGGAAAACAGUAGGCAUUUAUAAAAUUUUUAAAUACUAAUCUUUGAUUACCGAGGAUUUCGUUAUCACAAGUCUAAUCAUAGAUUAUAUAUAGAUUAUCAAUAUCAAUAUUAACAAUUUCUAUUGGUAAUAUUUAAAGUACGUCAUUGUUUAAAAUGUCUCAAAUGAUAAUUUUCAAUUCUGCUGAUGAUAACAUUCGCAAUAUUAUCCUAGCGAACAUAUAUACUAAUGAUGAAGUGUAUUAUCUUAUCUAAUGAAACAAAUAAAAUUGUAGAAAUUUAGUUGUCACAAGAAAGGUAUUAUUUGAACAAUUUCGUAAUAAAAUGGUGUUUUGUUUGUGCAGGCGUCGUGGCUUCAAUGAAACUUUAGUGAUAAACUCAAUUUCUAAAGGCCAAUAUAAAACGCGAGAUGAAAAUAAACAUAAAAUAAUCAACAUAAAAAUUAAGCCUAUCACAGAUGGAGAACAAGAAGACGGACUAAAAGAUGUGAACAAAACGAAAAUUUUAGCUAAUGGAGGUCCUCCAAAUGCUACGCCUCAACCAAACUAUAACAAUUCAGUGGUAAACCCAAACCUCCAGUUAUCAAAUUCAGAAGAUGAAGAUUAUUUGAAUCCAGAUAGAAAUAGUAUUUCCAAAUCAUCUACUGAAAGAGUUUCUUUAAAAUCAAUCGAUACGGAAAAUCAACGCUCAUCAACCCCAGAUUUGGACACUUCUGCCGUAGAACCUAAGCCAAAAAGUGGGAAACCAAAUUCCAAGAAACAUAAAGCUCCACCUCCUCCACAAGUAUCCGAUCAACAAGUUGAUACAAGGAAGUCAAAUGCAUCCGAAAUCGAUAUUUCUUCUUCAGAUCAAAAUGAAAAUAUGGCAUCGGGAAGUAUAUCAGUAUCCAGUGUUGAGAAUGAUGAACAAAGAAGAGAAGGUAUCGCAGUUCGUAUCGAUGCAAAUUUGGACGAAAAACUUCCUGUUUACAUGAAAGAUCCACAUGAUGCAGAACUUAUACGAAAAGCGAUAGAGAAGAACGAGUUUCUUUAUAAAAUAAUUUCUAAAGAACAUUUAGAUGAAGUAAUAUCUGCAAUGUACAAUAGAGAAGUUUCAGCUAAAGAGACAAUUAUUAAACAAGGAGAUAAGGGCAAGCACAUGUAUAUUUCAGCUAGCGGUACCUUCCAGAUCAUUAUCAAGGGUAAAUUGGUUGACGAAUUUAAUGAUGUCAGAGUGUUUGGUGAGAUAUCUAUUUUACAUAAUAGCAGAAGAUUAGCAACUAUCAGAGCAGCGACUGCUGGACGAGUUUGGGUUCUUGAUAAUACAGUAUAUCAACAAAUAAAGAUUAGGCACGCCAUAAAGCAAGAAGAUGAAAUACAAGAGUUUUUAAUGAAUAAUGAAAUACUGAAUGUAGUAGGAAAAGAAGCGUUACAAGUAGUUUCUACGUUACUUAAGUCUGAAUUUUAUAAUUCUGGUGAGAAAAUUGUCAAGCAAGGCGACAGAGGUGACAAAUUCUUCAUUAUCAGAGCAGGAACAGUAACAAUAACCACGGAAAAAGAUGGAAUUGUAGGCGUGUAUAAAAAAGGUGAUUGCUUCGGAGAGCUGGCUCUUUUAGAAGAGGAUUGCAGGAAAGCAACAGUUACAGCAAAUGCUCCAGGAGUUGAAUGCUUAACUCUGACAAGACAAGAAUUCAUAGCUCAUUUUGGAGAGGUUAAGAAGUUCAAAUAUAUCAGAGUGCCAGAUAAACCAAAAGAUUCAAUUCAUUCUGUCAAUGCUGAAUUUGAUGAAAUCGAUUUGAGAGAUCUGAAAAUAAAGAAAACAAUUGGAGUUGGUGGAUUUGGUAGAGUAGAAUUAGUGCAACAUGUGCAAAAUGACAAUAUUGUAUUUGCUCUGAAAUAUUUAAAGAAAAUUGAAAUUGUUCAGCAGUGCCAACAAGAACAUGUUUUCAACGAAAAGGUUAUUCAAAUGAGUAGCAGAUCGCCUUUUAUUGUUAGAUUGUAUAGAACUUACAAGGAUAGGAAGUAUGUUUAUUUUUUGAUGGAAGCUUGUUUAGGUGGUGACUUGUGGAGUUUGUUACAGAGACACAAAAAUAGGCGAUUCGAUGAAAAAGACGCCAUAUUUAUAUGUGCAUGCGUUCUACUAGCUUUUGAGUACCUACAUCAACGAGGUAUUAUUUAUCGCGAUCUUAAACCAGAAAAUUUACUUAUAGCUGCGAAUGGUUAUAUUAAGUUGACCGAUUUCGGAUUUUCAAAGAAGAUUGUAGGUGUGGGGAAAACAUAUACUUUUGCAGGAACUCCAGAAUAUGUAGCUCCAGAAAUUGUUUUAAACAGAGGUCAUGACAGAGCCGUCGAUUAUUGGGCAUUUGGAGUUUUUGUUUUCGAGAUGCUCACAGGAAGAACGCCGUUUAGAACUGAUGAUAGUACUCACAUGAAAACUUAUAACAUGAUUUUAACUGGAAUCGACAGUACUGCUUUUCCCACUUAUAUCAAUUUGAAAGCGAGACAACUCAUACAAAAAUUAUGUCGUCCAGUACCCUCGGAACGUUUGGGAAUGCAUAAAAACGGUAUUUUAGAUAUAAAAAAUCAUAAAUGGUUCGGAGGAGUUGAUUGGCAAAAGUUUGCAAAUUUACAUGUGGCCUCCCCAUUUAAACCAAAAUUAUCAGGACCGGCAGAUACUAAAUAUUUCGAUAAUUUUAAAAAAGAUACUGACAAUCCCCCCGAUGAAUUGUCGGGUUGGGAUGAGAAAUUUUAAUUUUUAGAAUUUAAAAAUAUUCUGAACUCAAAGUUAAUACAUGACUAAUCCAAAAGUGAUGUUAUGUUUCGCAUUCGUUUCGUCUAUUGUUGGCAUUUUGAUAUAGGUUAUUCAAAUAUUUGGAAUUAUGAAUUCUGCUUUUUAUUAACAUUAUUUAGUCAUAACAGUAUAAUUUUAUAUGGAAAUAGUUUUUAAUCUAGUUGCCACGAAGUAUAGAUACCAGGAGUCCGAGCGGUAUUGAAUUAAAUCGAAUAUAAACAGGGCCGAAUUAAGCUAGUGGCUUUGGGGGGCUAUAGCCAGGGGCCCCAGGUUCAAGAGGGCCCCAUCAUUUGGAAAACAUUCUGUAUUUUUGAAGUGUUGGUACACAAAUGUAAUUUAGUUUUUCUUUUUUCUUACAGUUUUUUUUAAUAAUCAGUGAUUUUUUAAGAGGUAUAGAAUUUGAUUUUGAAAAAAAAAACACGAAAAAUUUGGAAAAAUUGAUGAAAUCUUUAUUGAAAUCGAUAAAUCGAUCAGUAUAAUUUAAUGUUUGAAGAUGAUUUUAUGCAAAUGUUGGCCGCGGCUCUGCUUUAAUUAGCCCUUGCGCAAGGUCCAAUUUUGGCACACUCUCUCAAACAUAUGGGCCGGUAUUUCACGAAUAAAUGGUUCAAUUUUGGCUUUUAGUGCGUCAAUUGUUGCUGUAGACAUUAGCCUCAACAUGGCCCCACAAGAAAUAGUCCAAAAGUAUUAAAUCACACGAUUUAAUGCGGCCAAUUGACGGGCUCCAAACAUGAUAUAAACUGUUCAUCGAAGGUGGCUCUCAAUUUGACCAUUGUUUUGCAUGUCGUGUCGCAAGUGGCACCAUAUUGUUGAAACCACAUGUCAGGUAUUUCCAAUUCUUCCAUUUUGGAUAAAAAAAUCUUCAAUCAUCACACGGUAGCGCUCGCCAUUCACUGUAACGUUUCGGCUAUCGUUGCUUUAGAAGAAGUACGACCCGAUGAUGCUACCGGCUCAUAAUCCACACCAAACAGUGACUUUCGGGAUGCAUUGGUAACUCUUGCAAUGCUUCUGGCUGGUCUUCACUCCAGAUGCGGCAAUUUUGCUUGUUGACGUAUCCAUUCAACCAGAAAUGACCUUCGUCACCGUACACAAUUUUUCGAUAAAAAUGAUCUCCUUCCAACUUUGCCAGCGCCCACUCACCAAAUGUUAGACGUUGUGGGAUAUCGUGUGGCUUCAAUUCUUGCACCAGUCGUAUCUUGUAAGGUUUUACACUCAAUUGCUGCGAACUGCGAUGAAUCAACAUUUCACGGUCAUCAGUAACACUGGCGUAUACAGCGUGAUCUGUUAAAAACAGUAUUGCCAAAAAUAUAUCGGCAAAAAAAUCACUCGUUACAUAUAAAUGCUCAGGUAAUUUGGUAUUUUUUUAUAGCUUAUAUGCUAGUUAUUUUUCCCUUUCACUUAGUUCACAGUAUGAUAACGCCGCAUUUAGAAAAUCGCGCAAAACCAAUCACCAUACUCAGAAUCAUCAGAGACGUUAUAAGCAAAAUCCUCGAAGUUAAUAAGCGAAAAACCAUUACAACACAGGUAAAUUAGAAAAACGAAAUAGAUGCUCAGUUUGUGCUUGGACCAAAAACAAAGAAACAAGGAAAUUUUGAUUUACGUUCAGAGUGCCCAUUGUGAUAAUGAUCGAAUGCACUUUUGUCCAGAUUGCGCACUGUGAAUUUUUUUAUUGUAAAUUAUCGAGGAAAUCGAGGAAAUAUUCAUCAGGUAUUCAAACUUUUUGGUGCCAAUAUCUACAACGAUAUAUUUUUUCGAAAGUGUAACGCAUCUGGUAAGAAAAAUCUAUAAUCUUCAAAAUUAUUUGCUUAUCGUAAAUUUUCCAAUUUUUUAAUCAAAUUCCGGUUUUUCGUGUUUUCUUAUGUUUAUGAAUUGUUACCAACUUUUGAAAUUGGAAUCAUAUGGGUCAUAAAGUAGACAGUUCAAGAAUUUAGCGAGUAUUUGUUCAAAUUUUUCGAAUAUGUAUAAAACUUUAAAAAUUUGACUGUUCCAUGAAAGACCUAGUGUACACACAAAGUCCCAAAAUAUAUAAUGUACAAACGAAGGGCUUAAUCUGGAAACAUUAAUUGUAAAUAAUAAAUGCUAAAUGUUUAUAUUUUCCAUUAAUAGACAUUUGUCAAUUUUUGAAUAUAUUCUUACCAGUAAAUUUUCAUAAUUCUUAAUAGUUUUACAAGGAAAGAUUGAAAAUGAAUUGCCUCUAAACUCAAUUUCUUUUCGCUUAAAUCUAUUUUUUUGAAACAAAAUGGUUUGGUGCUGAUUUUUGUAUUAUGAUUUACUAACAUCGGAUGUUUUCUACUACUCAAAUUAUUUCUGAAACUUCUCGAUAUUAGUGAAUUGAAAACAUUUAUUGAAGUCGACGUGUCUCAAAUAUAUUUUUUCCAGAGCUGUCAAUAGCAACAAUAUUACAUUCGGAGUCCUUAUAUCUAUACUUCGUGUUAACUGCUUUCGGUACUCAUGGCUCUUUCUGACAUGGCUUUCAAAAUUCUCCUAAUUUGACAUCUGUUGUUGUUUGUUGUGCUUUCGUUUAUUAUUACGGUUUUUCCUCCCAUGAUUUCUCUUAUUUUCUCAUUUCAGUUACAUUAAAUUCCCCUCCAGAAACCAACUUCUUUGGUUUCAUUUCCACAUCUCGCACCGUACAACAUCACAUUCUUAGGGGUUAGUACAAAUACUUUGGACCAUAGGAAUGAAAUAAAUGUAUCCAUAAUUGCUUUUCCUUUACUUCUAAAUUGUUGAAUUCUUAUUUUCCUAAACCAAGACAUUUACCAAUAAAGCGCUUUAUUUUUUGUUCAAACACAUUCAAAAUCUUUGUUAUGGUUCACAAACUACAUGAGUUAAAAUUGAUUUGUUUAGAGCACAGAAAUUAAUCUACAUUAACUAGAAAUCGGUAUUUGGAUUAAAAAUUAUUUAUUUUAUUCAGAGAUAACCUAAGUUGUAAUAACUUUAUAAAAAUAAAUAAAUCAUCUCAUAU
Messenger RNA from Diorhabda sublineata, 8011 nucleotides. Its product is annotated as cGMP-dependent protein kinase, isozyme 1-like. Bases 2605 to 5010 code for a protein of 801 amino acids. NCBI's taxonomy places the organism in Eukaryota, Metazoa, Arthropoda, Insecta, Coleoptera, Chrysomelidae. The record is from RefSeq and is a predicted model, not a curated record. The transcript is spliced from 6 exons. Gene Ontology annotation, biological process: protein phosphorylation. Gene Ontology annotation, molecular function: ATP binding; cGMP-dependent protein kinase activity.